UUCGCCGAAACACCGAGAGAGUAUAGGGUCCAAAAAAAAGCCAACAAGGCAGGCAAAAACGCCGCGCCGCCGGAGUCCGCACCCCAGAAUGGCUUCAGGAGACCUUUACGAGGUGGAGCGGAUCGUGGACAAGAGGCGGAACAAGAAGGGCAAGUGGGAGUACUUGAUAAGGUGGAAAGGCUAUGGAAGUAAGGAAGACACAUGGGAGCCAGAGCACCACCUACUGCACUGCGAGGAAUUCAUUGACCAGUUCAACAGCUUGAGACUGCACUCACACAAACGGCCCAGACUUCCAAAGAAUCGUCAAGAGCCCCUCAUCGCCAGCCACCCAUGUGCUACAGAAAGCUCCAGAGCUAGGUCUGAGACCCGAAAGAAGAAAAGGACUUGUGGCUCCGCUGUUGGGGUUAGAGUAGGGGAUGUUCUGGGCAUUGGAAGUGGAGGGUCAGGACCCACUCAGAAGCAGAGGAAGGUGGUUGUGGGACCUGGGAAACAUGCUUUAGGGGACAGAAUGAGCAAAGCCAUUACAUACAAGGCUCCUUCACUGGGGGGGCCUCACUUUGUUCCACCAGCGAGGGUUCCUCAUAAUGGACUCCAGAAUGGAGAGAUGGAGCCUCUCAUGUACAAGACAGCAGCAAGGGCGCACAGACUGCCCUUGGACAGAGUGGAUGGAGAAGUAGGAAACAUGGAUACAACUGGACAGCAGUUCACUACUGAGCUAGGCUCCCCUCUGGCCAAUGGCAAGAUGCAUCUUCACAGCUCAGUAAAGCGAAAGUUGGCUGAGGAGAAAGGAUACGUGUUUGACAAGCGGCUGAGGUACAACGUGCGACAGAACGAGAGCAACUGUCGCUUUCGAGACAUCGUGGUCAGGAAGGAGGAAGGCUUCACGCACGUCCUACUCUCCAGCCAAACGACAGACAACAACGCUCUGACACCAGAGAUCAUGAAGGAAGUGUGUCGAGCUCUGGGUAAUGCAGCUGCCGAUGACAGUAAAUUAUUAUUGCUCAGCUCCGUGGGGACAGUCUUCUGCAGUGGCCUGGAGCCGUCGUACCUGAUAGGGCGUCUGUCCACUGACCGCAGAAAAGAGAGCAGCCGCAUCGCAGAUGCCGUGCAGGACUUUGUAUUGGCGUUCAUCCACUUCAAGAAACCCAUCGUGGUGGCAGUGAACGGGCCUGCUCUGGGCUUAGGGGCCUCCAUCCUGCCCCUGUGUGAUGUGGUGUGGGCCAGUGAGAGGGCCUGGUUCCAAACUCCAUGUGCAGCCCUCCACCUGACCCCCUCUGGAUGCUCCUCUUACACCUUUCCCCAGAUCCUGGGUGUAGCUCUGGCCAACGAGAUGCUAUUCUGUGGAAGAAAACUCACAGCACAAGAAGCGUGCAGCCGAGGACUGGUGUCACAGGUCUUCUGGCCAACCACAUUUAACCAAGAAGUGAUGCUGCGUGUGAAGGAAAUGGCCUCGUGCAAUGCAGUGGUUUUAGAAGAAUCCAAAUACCUGGUGAGGAGUAUACUCAUGUCAGUCCUUGAGGAAGUGAAUGAGAAAGAGUGUCAGAUGCUGAAGCAGCUGUGGUGUUCAACCAAAGGACUAGAGGCACUUUUCAGUUACCUGCACAAUAAGGCAUAUGAGAAGUGAUCAUCCACACCCUGAAAACUGAUCAAUGUGGGUUCAAUGUUAUCAGGGGGACAUCCACGAUGAUAACACUGUGAUCACAAACUUAAGGAAACGUUGCAAAUUAAGGGUCUGUGUUUCCAUCCAUCAGCAGAGGGGAUUCUUUGAAGUUCUGUUUGCUCACAUGUCCACCGACAAUUCCUUUAUGAUCAUCUUUUGUAAUGCAACUUUAUUAUUGGACCCAUAACUGUCCAUAAUGUAUGUUCUCUAGGAGUCAAAGAGCAAAGGGCCAAAUGUGCAUUGCUUAAAUAAACACUGAAGGUUCUUCAGGGAGGUACAGUGUUUCUGUACAUAUGCGAGACUUAUGUGUUUAUGAAAUCAUCAGGAUGUAGGAAAUAAGUGUAUGUCUGAUAGCACAUGAUACAUUGAUGAAAAAUAUAUAUAUAUAUAUUUCAAGUGUGUAAAAGAGUUGCUUUCUGUAUCUAAGAUGAAUUUUUCAGGAUUGUCUUUAGUUAUUAUUGUUUUGAGUGGAAGUUUAAACCAAAGUUUGCGUAAAUAUGCUGGGUCUUACUCCUUACAUGCACAUUCCAUCCUCUCUGCAUGGACAGAAAAAAAAUAGCCACAGAUGCUCAUACAUGCUCAUGUACAUGUUAGUGGAUCACAUUUAGUGACACCUCAAACAUGUCAUCUUUUGCGUGACCAUGAAAUAUCACGAAACAUUAUACAUAAAAAAGGAAAACUGACACUUUCACACACACUUCAUCGUUCAUACUGCAAGUGUCUUUGUUACACAGAACAGACAUCUUGUUUUCCAUUAACAUAGUCAUCGUUCUCACAAUCUUCAAUGAUUUGCUUCCGUUACAUGAAAUCAAGAUUAAUGCCCAUGUGCUAAUGAGACCGUCUGGUGAUGCGUCAGUACAGGAAAUAGCAUCCUCAUAUGGAUGCACAGCAUGCGUCUUUAGUUCACCUGCAGUGAAAACAUUAUUAUUCAAAUUUUUCAUUUUAAUGGAGACAUGUUUUAGUUGAAAUUCACAUCGAGUUUUUUUGCAAACCACAAUAAGUGGAAAUGGAGAACACUGGAAGUCUCAUGUGAAUCUUGGCACUAAAUAUACAAAUGUGUCCAUUCUUAAUCAAAUGGCAUUUUGGCUUGAGUGCAAACUGGCUUUAGAUGAUUAAACGAAUUGGUGGCACAAAUCACAUGGAAGGAUUAGCAGUGGAUUGUAUCCCAUUUUGUGUGAGCUACAAAUCGUAGCCUUACAUGCAGUACUGUGGUGGUUGAUAUGUAUAACAUGGCUUCCAAGUUAUCAAUGCAGAUAGUAAAUUGUGUGAAAUGCGUGAUUGUUUUUUUGAGAAAAAAAAUCAGAUGAUGUGUUGAUGUUACAUGGCAGUCAUUUCUUAGUUGUGUAUUUUUAUUUUUUUUAGAGCACGCAAAAGAGAUGAUAAUUGCUUGAUCCUCAAGUAAUCACAUUGUGACCACUAACUGUCAGUGAUCAAUAUUGUGGAAAUGCAACAUGUCGUGUAGCUGGAGUUGUCCUUAUCUGCAUGUGAUGAUGAGAAAACAAAAUAUUACAAUAUUGCAAUGUGUAUUAUAUUUAGGAAUCUAUUUUGUUUUACCAAAAAAUAUAGAUCUGUGAAAAUUGUUUUGUAAAACUCAGAAGAUAUUUGUCCAUUUUUUGCAGGUGUACACAUGCAGUACAGAAUAAUAUAUAGAUUGUGUAGACUGUUUUGUGUAACUAAUUUCAUGUAAUAUAUUGUACAUAUAAAUGUGUGUUGCCUGUCCUAUGUACCUUGUAUUUCAGGGUAUGUUUUGUACCAACAUUGUAAGUAUUGUUAGAAAUGGUGCAGUUUAUUUUUGUAUUUAUUUGAGAUAACUGUUUGGAUGUGCAGUGCCAUGUGGUGUCCUUUGCUCCAUAAGCACCCCAACUCUCUUAAUCACCCUUUCUAAAUGAUCCCAUGAAAACUUUGAUGAUCAAAAUGGGUCAGGGAAGCAGAUCAUGUAUACAUAUACAAUUUAAAAACCAAAAUGUGUAAACACUAGUGUCACUUGGAUGUUCACCUUUUAAGUUGACAUUAUCAUGUUAAGUAUUUUGUUGUAAAUUAUCAAAGGCAUGUCAGAUAACUUAAUAUAUAAUAUUGUUGUUUACUGAGCUUUAUAAGUAUGAACAGAUAAUCAAUAAAAGUAUUUUAUUUUUUAGAUUGGAAAAUAUGAAGCAUGUAAGACUUAUUUAAUGCUCCAUGAGGUAGUUUAAUUAUUUCAUCAUCAGUUUCAUUUGUGAUUAUUGCAGUUUAAUUGCAGCAAAUAAUUAGUGGUUUGAUGAAGUAUUUUGAGGUAAUAAGUUAAGUACUUCACUAAAAUUAACAAAAACAACACACUUCCACUCAUGAAAAAUAAAACCUUUGUCAUUGCAUUAUACUGCUCCUGAAUGUAUUCAUUUAUCCUACAUUGCCAGAUAUCAGCUACAGAAAGCUCACAAAAUCAAAAUUGUCAAUGUUCUCACCUGUCAUGCAGUUUGGCCAAAAACUCCAUUAGGUUUCAGAAGUUGUUGGGAUUUGGGGAUGUCUUUUUCCUUUUUUUAAUGAAAGGGGCACUGCUUUCGCUUUUUUGACUAGACUCCACAUCUGUUGGUGAUUAACAGUUAGAAUCCCCCAGUUCUUGGCUUUAGUGUCACAUGAAGGGGUGAGAAGGACCUGUGUACUGCACAGCUUCACUGAAUGCAAAUCACUCGGGUCCACUGAGCAUUAAUCACACAGAACAAGACAGGGGUCUUUAUGUAAUUAUUCAUUUAUUUAUUUAUUUCAAUUUGUAAAAUAUUACAAACUCUGUUCAGUGUGUCACCUGAUAUAGAAAACUCUAGGAACUAUUGGUUUCGCUUUUAGACAUUGGAUCCAAAUUCUCCCCUUAGCAUGUAAUAAAAAGUUUUUAUUUAUUUAUUACAGAUGAUUUGUUUUUGAUGUGUUUUUUUCUUUUAUAACCAGAAUAUCAUGUAUGGUCCUAUGUAUGUGUAUUUCAUCAUUCAUGUCUUUUUCUUUCCUCAGCACAUCUUGGGGUGCCUUAAAAAAUCUGUCAACAAUCCAUACGUUGUGAUGGGUAGAAUGAGCCGCUUCAAAUAAAGAAACAGCACUUUCA
This is a messenger RNA of Micropterus dolomieu (smallmouth bass), 4727 nucleotides long. RefSeq names its product chromodomain Y-like protein 2. Bases 89 to 1624 code for a protein of 511 amino acids. The transcript has 7 exons. Gene Ontology annotation, cellular component: nucleus. The record is from RefSeq and is a predicted model, not a curated record. Gene Ontology annotation, molecular function: transcription corepressor activity. NCBI's taxonomy places the organism in Eukaryota, Metazoa, Chordata, Actinopteri, Centrarchiformes, Centrarchidae.